This is a messenger RNA of Salvia splendens (bonfire salvia), 1366 nucleotides long. RefSeq lists its product as uncharacterized. NCBI's taxonomy places the organism in Eukaryota, Viridiplantae, Streptophyta, Magnoliopsida, Lamiales, Lamiaceae. The transcript is spliced from 4 exons. The coding region runs from base 1 to 1128 and encodes 375 amino acids. The record is from RefSeq and is a predicted model, not a curated record.
AUGUGGGCAACAUCAGUGUUUGGUUGGAUUAGUUGGAAGCAUGUUUUAUUGUCCCGCCAAAAGGAGACGCCCAACACCUCUUGGCCGGCAAAUAAUUACCGUCGAGCACAAGCCGACGUCUUUGACUGGGCACACGACCAAGGUGGUGUUAUUCGUGGUAAAUCUGGUGGACUGAAGCCCGACAGGUCUAGGCGCUCAUGGUCUCCUCGUGAGGAGGAAGUCCUCAUACUAGCAUUGAAGGACCUUGUGACUAACCGUUGGAAGGCCGAUAAUGGGUUCCGAGCAGGAUUCCUCACUCGCGUUGAAGAAUUUGUCCGUCGAGAAAUCCCUACAACAACUGUGAGAGCCCAACCUCAUAUUUCCUCCAAGAUCAACACUUGGAAGAAAUUCUACAAUUCAUUGAAUAUGAUGCUUGACCGUAGCGGUGUUGGGUUCAACUCAGACGGCGACUGGAAGAUAGAAUGCAACGAUGACCAGUGGGCCCAAAUCGUUAAGGCUGACUCUAAUGCACGCUACAUGAGGUAUAAGUCUUGGCCAUUUUACAAUGACUGGAAGUACAUCUACGGGAAGGAUCGUGCAGCCGGUUUGCGGUGCGAGGGCAUGACUCAAGCUUUUGCUAAAAUGGGAGCUGCCCCUUCUCCGUCUGGUGGUGUCUCUUCACCAACUGGUGGUGUUCCUUCUCCCAUGCGUGAGCCUCAUCCUGAUGUGUACAAUAUCAAUCUGGAGGAUUUGUACACCCAAGAGGAGAUCCAAGAAAGCCUCAAUCCGGAUACCGGAUGUGAAAGCUCUUACAAAAGCCACACUGCAUCGAACAAACCUAACCGUAAAAGGAAGGCAGGGUCUGCAUUGGAAUCAAUCUUAGAGGCGAUGUCAAAGAUGAACGAAGACACGAACCAGCGUCUAGACACUUUAACAACCCGUAUCGGGUACGAGUUUGACCUAAGUGCUAAGCGCACUGAAGUUUCAACACUGCUGCGCACCGUCCCAGGUUUGGAUAGAAAGCAAAAAUUCCUUGCUAGCGACAUACUUGUGAAGGAGCCCGAGAGGCUUGACCUUUUUAUGGGAUACGACGAUGAUGAGAAGGCCGACUACCUCAUGCAUAUCCUUGAGGAAAAAAAUGGUAAGUGAUCGCACACCAAAGGGACGACAUGGUUUUGGUGGACUUCCAAAGCCUAGUAGCUCCAAGUAUCCAUUGAUUUAAGUGGUUGUAUGUAAAAGCCUUAUAACUGAACCUCUCGGCAAUAGCCUCGAUCUCUAGCUUUUGUUAUUGGAUACUCAUAUUACUCUUUUGUUCAGGCAUGUAUGUCAGACUAAUAGAACUAUAGGCAAGGGGGUGUCUGUAUUUUUUGUAUGGCCGUGGGUUUGG